This is a messenger RNA of Drosophila hydei, 746 nucleotides long. RefSeq lists its product as uncharacterized. The record is from RefSeq and is a predicted model, not a curated record. The transcript is spliced from 2 exons. The coding region runs from base 33 to 689 and encodes 218 amino acids. NCBI's taxonomy places the organism in Eukaryota, Metazoa, Arthropoda, Insecta, Diptera, Drosophilidae.
UAUCUAGAUUUAAACGCAUUCAACUGUUUGAGAUGUACACAGCUUUGCUUGUUGCCUAUCUGCUGUUGCACUUGGGGGCAGCACCAGGAUCUGCAGAUGAGACGCCGCCGUUGCCCACGGCUUCAGGCAGGGGUCACUAUGGCCACGGCGCCGUUGGUUGGUAUCAGCCGGAUAACAGCGGCAAGUAUCGACACGAUCCCAGGCCAUAUGAUGGCGGCUAUGGAGACAGCGGUCAGCCCUAUGCAAGUGAUCUGCGUGGCAUCUUUCGGCAGGCUGAGCAGCAGCUGGCCGCCAGCGUACAGGAGGCUGAGGAAAACUUUGCUUUGGGACCGCGUGAUCAUCUACGCUUCAUGAUCGACUUCAACUACAAUGGCACCGGCUGGCAAAUAAUUCAAUUUGAAUGGGUACGAGACGGCGAUGGCACAACCGAGGAUCAGCGACAGUUCAGCUAUGUGAACGAGAACAGGCUCUGGGAUACAGAUCAAUCUCAGUCCCAGCCAGCAGGCAACUAUGAGUAUGAACAGCCGCAGCCAGUGGAACACAACUGUGAGCAGCAGCAGCAGCAGAGCUAUCAAGAAGAGUACGCACAGCCAAAGAUUAAUGCAGAAAAGGAUCCCCAAAAAGUGCAAUCAACUAUUAAUGAAGUGCUGGAGUAUAUUCAACGACAGAUUCUUCCGAAUCUUAACUAAAUGAAAUAUGAAGAAUAAAUAUGAAUUAUAUUUGAAAUAUAAAGCCUUGAAAUAAUG